AUGGAGCCCAUACAAUUGAACACAUGGAACGACAGGACCAAAGCAGUGACUGCACCCAAAAGGCAGCAGAGAGAGCAGUGGUCCAGGAAAAUGGAAUACAUCUUGGCUGUUGCAGGAGGUGUUGUUGGCUUGGGAAAUAUCUGGAGAUUCCCAUACCUUUGCUACAAAAAUGGAGGAGGAGUCUUCCUCGUACCGUAUUUGUUGUUCUUCUGCACAUGUGGUGUGCCCCUCUUCUUACUGGAGACAUCGCUGGGCCAGUACACCAGACAGGGUGGAGUGGCAUGCUGGAGAAAAAUCUGUCCUCUGUUUCAAGCCUUAGGAUAUGGAAACCAGCUAUUUCUUUUCUACUUGGCGUUGUGUUACAUCAUCCUACUUGCUUGGGCCUUCCGCUACCUGUUCUCAUCCUUCUCAUCUGAGCUCCCGUGGGCCAAUUGCCUCAACAGCUGGAACACAGACAAGUGUUUUGAGUACAGACCCAAUCAAACACUGCAAGAAUUCAGAAAUGGCACAUCUUCAGUUGUAGAGUAUUGGGAGAGGAGAAUUUUGGAAUUAUCAAGUGGAAUUGAACAUGUAGGAAACAUUCGAUGGGACCUAGCACUUUGUCUUCUUCUUGCCUGGCUAGUGUGUAUCCUCUGUAUUUGGAAUGGAGUGAAGACCACUGGGAAGGUGGUCUACUUCACCGCCACAUUUCCAUAUGUCAUGCUGUUGGUGUUGCUUGUUCGUGGUGUGACAUUGCCAGGAGCCAAGGAAGGAAUCAAGUUCUACCUCUACCCAGAUGUGUCCCGGCUCAGCGAUCCAAUGGUAUGGCUGGAUGCCAGCAGCCAGAUCUUCUACUCCUAUGCGGUCUCGCUCGGGAUUCUGACAAAUCUAAGUAGCUACAACAAGUACACAAACAACUGCUACAGGGACUGUAUUUAUCUGUGCCUGCUGAAUGGGUUGACCAGCUUUGUAGCCGGCUUUGCUGUCUUUUCUGUUCUUGGCUUUAUGGCAAAGGAGCACGGUGUGGAUAUAUCCAUUGUGGUUGAAUCAGGUCCGGGAUUGGCAUUCAUCGCUUUCCCUCGCGCUGUGGAUCUGAUGCCUUUUCCUCAACUUUGGGCCAUUUGCUUCUUUUCUAUGAUCAUCUUUAUAGGAAUAGAUACUGAGUUUGUAAAUAUAGAGGGACUGGUCACAAACAUAGUUGACAUGUUCCCUUCCAUCUUUGGAAAUGAAUAUCGACGUAAACUUCUUCUUCUUGCAAUUGGUAUUGCCAGCUUCUUCGUAGGGCUUCUGAUGGUUACAGAGGGAGGCCUCUAUGUUUUCCAGGUGUUUGACCACUACGGCUGCAGUGGGGUGACUCUUCUCUUUUUUGCCAUUCUUGAGUCUGUCUGCAUCGGGUGGUUUUAUGGGGCAGAUCGUUUGUACGACAACAUAAAGGACAUGAUUGGCUAUCAUCCAUGGGCUUUUAUGAAAUAUUGUUGGCGGUACCUGACACCAGCUAUUUGCACUUGCACUUUGGUAUUUAGUUUAGUGAAAUACACACCACUCAAGUUCAGGAACACUUACGAAUACCCGUGGUGGGGAUAUGCAAUUGGAGGAGUCCUCGCUCUGUCGACGCCAAUUCUAGUGCUGUUGAAGAUGCUCCAUGCUGUCAGUGUCACUCCUGGAACGCUUAAACAGAGACUGAAAAUUCUGUGCACACCAGCAGCAGACUUACCUUGUCCUGUAUCGAGGAAAGCAAUGAAUCAACAGGAGGAAUGUCAGUUGUUUAUGCAUGCCGGAUAAUAGAAGAUCGACUCAUCACUGAGCUCAGAGAGGAUC
Molecule: messenger RNA, 1797 nt
Organism: Syngnathus acus (greater pipefish)
Lineage: Eukaryota; Metazoa; Chordata; Actinopteri; Syngnathiformes; Syngnathidae
Product: sodium- and chloride-dependent GABA transporter 2-like
Exons: 14
Coding region: 1-1761 (586 amino acids)
Biological process (GO): sodium ion transmembrane transport
Cellular component (GO): membrane
Source: RefSeq, a predicted model, not a curated record